Molecule: messenger RNA, 1085 nt
Organism: Ylistrum balloti
Lineage: Eukaryota; Metazoa; Mollusca; Bivalvia; Pectinida; Pectinidae
Exons: 3
Coding region: 317-1018 (233 amino acids)
Source: RefSeq, a predicted model, not a curated record
ACAAAAACCUCCAGUUACAUACAGAAACCUCCAGUUAUAUACAAAAACCUCCAGUUACGUACAGAAACCUCCAGUUAAGUACAAAAACCUCCAGUUACAUACAGAAACCUCCAGUUAUAUACAAAAACCUCCAGUUACGUACAGAAACCUCCAGUUAUAUACAAAAACCUCCAGUUAUAUACAGAAACCUCCAGUUAUAUACAAAAACCUCCAGUUAUAUACAGAAACCUCCAUUUACAUACAGAAACCUCCAGUUACGUACAGAAACCUCCAUUUAUAUACAGAAACCUCCAGUUACAUACAGAAACCUCCAGUUAUGUACAGAAACCUCCAGUUACGUACAGAAACCUCCAUUUAUAUACAGAAACCUCCAGUUACAUACAGAAACCUCCAGUUAUGUACAGAAACCUCCAGUUACGUACAGAAACCUCCAGUUAUAUACAGAAACCUCCAGUUACGUACAGAAACCUCCAGUUAUGUACAGAAACCUCCAGUUACAUACAGAAACCUCCAGUUAUGUACAGAAACCUCCAGUUACAUACAGAAACCUCCAGUUAUGUACAGAAACCUCCAGUUACGUACAGAAACCUCCAGUUAUAUACAGAAACCUCCAGUUACGUACAGAAACCUCCAGUUAUGUACAGAAACCUCCAGUUACGUACAGAAACCUCCAGUUAUGUACAGAAACCUCCAGUUAUGUACAGAAACCUCCAUUUAUAUACAGAAACCUCCAGUUACAUACAGAAACCUCCAGUUAUGUACAGAAACCUCCAGUUACGUACAGAAACCUCCAUUUAUAUACAGAAACCUCCAGUUACAUACAGAAACCUCCAGUUAUGUACAGAAACCUCCAGUUAUAUACAGAAACCUCCAGUUACGUACAGAAACCUCCAUUUAUAUACAGAAACCUCCAGUUACGUACAGAAACCUCCAGUUAUGUACAGAAACCUCCAGUUACGUACAGAAACCUCCAGUUACAUACAGAAACCUCCAGUUACGUACAGAAACCUCCAGUUAAGAGUAUUGGGUAUACAUAUUUUGUUGUUGAGAAAUAUUUUUGUUGGAAACAAAGAUAUGUAACAAUC